Messenger RNA from Anopheles funestus (African malaria mosquito), 1658 nucleotides. RefSeq names its product aminoacylase-1A-like. Gene Ontology annotation, biological process: amino acid metabolic process. Bases 333 to 1562 code for a protein of 409 amino acids. The record is from RefSeq and is a predicted model, not a curated record. NCBI's taxonomy places the organism in Eukaryota, Metazoa, Arthropoda, Insecta, Diptera, Culicidae. Gene Ontology annotation, molecular function: aminoacylase activity. The transcript is spliced from 4 exons. Gene Ontology annotation, cellular component: cytoplasm.
GCGUUAAAUAAAACGGUUCGCUACGUAAAGAUCGGUUUGCAGUAUCCCCAUACUUCUGAUGGCAGUCUGGUGGUGAACAUCAGUCUCGUUUCAUCAACAAAACCGUUUUCUGGCAUUUCUGUGCAGUGGUUCAGUGUUGUGUGUCUAUUAAUAAUUACACGCCGAUUGUGAAUACCACCAAAAAACGCUUUACGAAGAUUACCAUCAAACACAUUCGAUCAACCACAAGCAACUUAACAAACAAAAAAAUAAGAGAUCGCUGCAGCUGAGCAAAGAUUCCUCCCCAGAAAGUGUAGUGUAUCCAGCUUGCAUCUUCCGUAUCUUCCGCCACAAUGUGUGAGGCGGGCUCAGACUGUAACAAGAAGUAUCAGGAGUGGGAAGCGAACGAGGAGAUUCAAAUAUUCCGCGAAUAUUUGCGCAUCCCAACGGUGCACCCGAAUGUGAACUACGAUGAUUGUGUUGAGUUUCUGAAGCGCCAGGCUGCGUCGUUGGAUUUGCCUGUGCGCGUGGUCGAAUUUAAUGUAAGGAAACCGAUCGUCAUCAUUACGUGGGAGGGUACGGAACCGCAGGAAAAAUCCAUCAUCCUGAACUCGCACAUGGAUGUGGUGCCGGUGUAUGAGGAGCGCUGGACCCAUCCACCGUUCGCGGCGGAAAUGGACCAUCAGGGACGGAUCUAUGCCCGGGGCGCCCAGGACAUGAAGUGUGUGGGCAUGCAGUUUCUCGGUGCAAUUCGUGCGUUGCGUCGCGACGGCAUUCGGUUGAAGCGUACCAUCCAUGCGACGUUCGUGCCGGAUGAGGAGAUCGGUGGCAAGCUCGGUAUGAUGGAGUGGGUGCACAAGGAAUCGUUCCGGGAGCUGAAUGCGGGAUUUUCCAUCGAUGAGGGUAUUGCCGGUGAAGGGGAGAUCUAUCCAUUGUUCUACGGGGAGCGUAGUGUUUGGCAUGUUUAUUUCAACAUGUCGGGAACACCGGGACACGGUUCGUUACUGUUGAAGGGUACGGCCGGUCAGAAGGCACACUACAUCAUCGACAAGCUGAUGCGAUUCCGUGAGAACGAGGUGAAGCGAUUGGAAAACAAUCCCGAGUUUACGAUCGGUGACGUGACGACGGUUAACAUUACGCUCAUGAAGGGUGGUGUACAGGAAAAUGUAGUACCGCCGGAGCUGUCGGUCUGCUUCGACAUCCGGCUAGCGGUUGAUGUAAACCAUCUGGAGUUCGAAAACCAGCUGCUCGACUGGUGCCGUGAAGCGGGCGGUGGUAUUGAGCUAGAGUACGAUCAGAAGUGUCCCUACGUCAAACCGACCCAGUUGGACAGCUCCAACAUGUACUGGGUCGCGUUCAAGGACGCACUGGACGAGCUGGGCCUGAAGGUGAAGCCACAGAUAUUCCCCGGCGGUACGGAUAGUCGUUACAUUCGCGGCAUUGGUAUUCCCGCGAUUGGUUUCUCACCGAUGAACCAUACACCAGUGUUGCUACACGAUCACGACGAAUUUCUUAAAGCGGACACGUUCCUGGAUGGCAUCCGAAUCUAUCGCAAGAUAAUCGCUAACGUAGCGAACGCUUAGAAAGCGACCCAUUUGUAACGAUCGGCGUUUGUUUCUGUACUAACUAUACACUAUACAUGCAAUGUAUAAGAAUAAACCAACCAUGAAUCAACUUCA